Messenger RNA from Pecten maximus, 946 nucleotides. Its product is annotated as keratin, type I cytoskeletal 9-like. NCBI's taxonomy places the organism in Eukaryota, Metazoa, Mollusca, Bivalvia, Pectinida, Pectinidae. The coding region runs from base 99 to 857 and encodes 252 amino acids. The record is from RefSeq and is a predicted model, not a curated record. The transcript is spliced from 3 exons.
CGGAUCGAGUAGUGUAUAAAAGCGAAGGUUUUCGAUUUAGCGUCAGUUCCAACAAAUAGCCGUUCAACGCACGCAGCCUGUCUAAAUAAAAAUCAACCAUGAUGCUUGCCGUCACUUUACUAUGCAUGCUUAUCGGAGCCGCUGUCGGUACCUUCCCAACGAUGGGAGGAGGUUCGAUGAUGUCGUCAGGAUCAAUGUACAACCCAGGAUAUAGCAUGAUGAGUGGAAGUAUGGGCAGAAGUUACUACCCAGGCAGUAUGAUGAGUGGCAGUAUGGGCGGAAGUUACUACCCAGGCAGCAUGAUGAGUGGCAGUAUGGGCGGAAGUUACUACCCAGGCAACAUGAUGGGUGGAAAUAUGGGCGGAAGUUACUACCCAGGCAGCAUGAUGGGAGGCAACAUGGGCGGAAGUUACUACCCAGGCAGCAUGAUGGGUGGAAGUAUUGGCGGAAGUUACUACCCAGGCAGCAUGAUGGGUGGUAGUAUGGGCGGAAGUUACUACCCAGGCAGCAUGAUGGGUGGCAAUAUGGGCAGAAGUUACUACCCAGGCAGCAUGAUGGGAGGAAGCAUGGGCGGAAGUUACUACCCUAGCAGCAUGAUGGGUGGCAGUAUGGGCGGAAGUUACUACCCUAGCAGCAUGAUGAGUGGCAGUAUGGGCGGAAGUUACUACCCAGGCAGCAUGAUGGGUGGUAGUAUGGGCGGAAGCUACUACCCUAGCAGUAUGAUGGGUGGAAGUAUGGGCGGAAGCUCCAUGUACUACCCCGGAAGCGGUAUGAGCAUGAUGGGCGGAUCUUCAUACCCUUACAUGGGAGGAAAUAGCGGCAGUGUAUCCAUAAUGAAGAAGCGCGGAUCCUACUAAACCUAUGGGGCCAGACAGCGGACAAAAGGGAUCGGACUUGUUUUGAAAUAUGAUUUAUAUAUUUGUAUAAUAAAUUCACGCAAGUAAAA